UCGUGUGUUGAUUUCCUUAAAUAGACAUUCGACUGGGAAUAUAUAUCAGGCCGAGACAGAACAAGCAAGUGACCUCGGAGGAAGACGAAAUCGUUGAUAAUUUUUAACUUAAUCUGUGUACAUGUCUCCAGUUCUGUGACAUCAGAUCUAGAGAAGAUAUUGUUUAAUUGAGAAACAUAUAAACAGACCCGUAAAUAGUGAACACAAAUACUUCAUCGUGAUAUUCGCCAUUAACAGGUGACAGCUUUUCGCCAGGACAGCUACAGUUGCUAAGGAACAGGUCAUCAUGAAAAGAGAUUAUCGUUUCAACAAACUGAAAGGAAAUGACGCGGAAAAAGAAUGCAAGUUACUUUCAUUCGCCAUUCAAGCAAUCUAGCUAUUAGGGUGUAUCGACGCGACAGAGACGUUUUGGGAGCGGGGCAGUGAAUACUGGAAGCACCCAUAGAACCAGAUUGGCGUCAUCAUGAAAGAAGUCUUAAAGCGUGAUUUGCAACUAAAUCGAAGCGGUACAAGAUUAAUAACUUUUUGAGAACUGGACCAAAACGGGAAAAGAGCAUCAUCGAUUAUAAUUCAAUAAUAUUUGCGCUCAAUUAAACACGUGUCUUUGGGUAGGAAAUGAGAGACUAGUAUAUAGUGAUAGGAUCCCAUUUUUUUAUCAAUUAGUCAAGAAACCAUCAACUCAACAUGCCGAAGAAAAUAAAGCCUGUUGCUGAAGUGAGCACGAUCAGCAAGAAAUGCCCUGCUCACCCUCAGAAUGACGUCAUGUUUGUUUGUAAAAACUGUAUGGAAGACCUCGUAUGCUCCCAUUGCGUGGCGACAACCCAUAAUGGACACUUUUUCGUUGAAUUGAACGAGUUCGUGAUACAGAAGACGGACGACAUCGAUCAAUUUCUCAGGGAGGCCGAGCGAGACCUGCCGACGAUAAAAAACAAGAUUGCAGCUACGGAGAAAAAUUUGAAUGGAAACGAUGGCUACUUCAAGGACGUUAUAAACGACAUCCAGAGACAGUCGUCGGAACUGAAGGCGGAAAUAGACAAAAUCAGCGAUAACUAUGUAUUGCUUUGUGAGCAAAUGGAGGAAGAAAACAAAGAGAAUCUCCGAAAGUUCAAAGAGGAACUGGAAUAUAUCUACAGCAAUAUGUCAGCUCUCGUGAGAACGUGUCGCGACGCGAUCGAGUCAGCCAAUGACAUGGAGAUCAUAUAUGCGGAACGAAAGAUACCGGAAGAUCGAGAUAUCCCGACAGAGAUCCCAUUAAAGGCUGCCAUUUUCCGGCCAGGGAAUUCCGGUACGGAACAGAAGAUCCGCGUCUUCGGAACGCUUGCAAUUGAAGGCAGCAACAGUUUGAGCGAACGGUCCGCGCUUUCCUCAUCUCCGCAAAACCUGGAAAUGCUUUCGGAAUUUCAACACAAUAAAAGAGUCCACUCAAUGAGUCCAGUUGGGGAGUAUGUGUGGCUGCUAGAGCGACUCAGUCAGGAGAUUGUACUUGUCAAUCUCAGUGGAGCAGUACAGCGCACGAUCCAAAACGAGUCUCGGGUGUACGACAUUGCCGUCUCCACAGUAUCCGAACACCUUUGGCUCUCGUGCGAAGACCGUACAAUCCGCGAGGUUCAUACGGCAACCAUUCCUGUCAUCAGAUUUCGGGUAGAUGAAACGCCGCGAUGUCUCUGUGUCACGGGAGAUGAUUACAUUGUCAUCGGCAUGGACCGGAAGAUCGUCAUCUACUCCAGUGAAGGUCAGAUCGAGCGGGCAAUGGACAAGUUCAGCCCAUUGGCCCGAAUGCUGAAACGACCUCAUCACAUAACGGCAUGUGAUCGCGCGGGAGAAUUGUCUGUUAUCGUUUACGACAAUCAGGUCACGCGCAAACUCCACGUGACCGUGGUUGACGAGAACUUACAAGUGAAGUACCAUCACGAGGGAGACUGUGUCACAAUCCGGAACGGAAGUAUCCGUGGUUCAGGUUACAAUCCGCCCAAGAAGUUCCGGCCGUAUGAUGCGUGCUACGACAAGCACAAGAACAUGCUGAUAACGGAUAUGAACAACAAGAGCGUGGUUAUAGUUCACGGGAAAAACAAGAAGAUGGAGACACUGGUGACCGAGGACUAUGAACCUCACGGUAUCGCCCUGCAGGAGAACGGGAACCUGUGGGUCAGUCUCGAGGGAAACAAGGUUAAGGUCUACAAAUAUCAAUAGACGUGAUGUCACGUGUGAAAAUAAUGAAAUGUAGAACUAGGAUAGUUGAGAUUAUUUGUGCACCAAACAACAUAGCAUGGAAUAAGGUAUCUUCCCUAGUAUUUAUAAACUGUGAUUUUUUAAAUAUGAGUUUGAUCAUGACAACAGUUUCAUAAAUACGAGUCGAAGUGUUUAUUUCCUGGAGUUGUGCGUGUAGGCGCAUGCCGGAAAUUUCGUUCUCUUUAGGACGAGAACACAACUGUGCUCGUUACUGUAAAACUAACACAGGAACUUAGCUAUACUGUUUAUUAAAAUAUAAACAGAACAGUGUGACACAUCAAAGCAAACGUGUAUUUAUUUAAUAGUGUGUGGUUCGUGAGACUUCAGAGUUUCUCCCGGAUUAUCUUCCGAUACCUAUCCCGAAGAGUAUUACUCUGUACCACCAUAGUUUUAAAGGGAUCUUCAAGAUCCGAAUGAUAUUAAGUUUACAAUUUAUUUUGAGCUGACAAAAUUUCAAAAACAUACAGAAACAAAAACAAAACGGACAGUUAGUUAUCAAGGACAAUGAUAGAAAUAACUUUGCUAAAAACACACAUAAUUCAUUUAUUGGAGCGA
Mizuhopecten yessoensis (Yesso scallop) is the source of this 2784-nucleotide messenger RNA. RefSeq lists its product as uncharacterized. Gene Ontology annotation, biological process: positive regulation of DNA-templated transcription. The transcript is spliced from 2 exons. The coding region runs from base 685 to 2190 and encodes 501 amino acids. NCBI's taxonomy places the organism in Eukaryota, Metazoa, Mollusca, Bivalvia, Pectinida, Pectinidae. The record is from RefSeq and is a predicted model, not a curated record. Gene Ontology annotation, molecular function: ubiquitin-protein transferase activity; zinc ion binding. Gene Ontology annotation, cellular component: chromatin; nucleoplasm.